AUGAGACGGAACCUGGGUCCAACUACUCGUUCUGUGUACAUUUGUCUGGCCUGUCUGUCCCUCGCGCUGCACCUCAUUCUGGCAUUGUUCUGUCUCGCUGUCCUCCAGACAGCCUGCGUCCUACCCAACUCCUAUUCGGCAUCCAUUAGUCCGAGAACAGAUACCCGGGAGGGGAAUCCAGUCUCCUCCUCUCCACAUAAACCAUCGAUAAAUCCAGAGGAUGACACAUUUCACAAGCUAAAUGCGACAAGGCCGCCUGAGGCCGUUGGCGCAGAGAAGAAACUGAUUUGCCCCGGAAAAGUCGUCAAGGAUGCCUCCAGGCUGGAGGCACUUUUCCACCACCCGCUGUACAACCUGCCAGAACCAGAGUUGCUAGAGGACGACUGGCUGCUUAGGGUGAAGACAAAUGAGCCCACAGACGAUGAGGGUGAUGACAAGGAGAGCAUCAGUAGUGACAGUCAGUGGCAGAGUGGAAGUCAGGAGAAAGGCUACGACAAAGUCUCUUGGACCAGCAAAGCGGAGACUCACCCGCCCUGGUUGCGGUUCCACUUGGGCAUCACACGUUGGGGACUAUACGACAGGAAGGACCCCACUGUGGCAAAGCUGACCCACUACUUGGCAAAUCAACACAUUCUUGGAGCGGUUCAAAAAUCUGGAGGUACUCAGCUCAAACUGCUCUUAUCUUUCCCAAACUAUGGACAAGCUUUGCUUAAACCCAUGAAACAAUCCAGAGACGCAGAGACUGAUGUGAACCUCUUCUACUUCUCUGACUUUGAAAGACACAACGCCGAGAUCGCGGCUUUUCAUCUCGACAGACUGCUGGGCUUCAAUCGAAUCCCUCCAGUCGCCGGUCGCCUGAUCAACAUCACCAGAGAGAUCAGGGAGAUUACUACGGACCGCGAGCUGUCUCGCACCUUCUUCACGUCCCCCGCGGGGAAUGUGUGUUUCUAUGGCCGGUGUGAAUACUACUGCUCCAGCGAGCACCCGCUGUGCGGCCAGCCACACUCUCUGGAGGCGUCCUUGGCUGCCAUGCUGCCUGACCUCAGCCUCGCUCCCCGCAGGUCAUGGAGAUCGCCAUGGAGACGAUCCUACAGCCGGACUAAGCUGGCACAGUGGGAGAAAGACCCAGCUUACUGUGACGCCGUCAAACAGACGCCUCCUUAUAACCACGGCACCAGACUGGUGGACGUCAUCGACAUGGCGAUAUUGGACUUCCUCAUGAGCAACAUGGAUAGACAUCACUACGAGACGUUUGAGAAAUUUGGCAACGACACGUUCCUGCUUCAUCUGGAUAAUGGACGAGCGUUUGGGCGUCACUCUCAAGAUGAGCUUUCCAUAUUAGCUCCUUUACAGCAGUGUUGCAGGAUCCGCCGCUCCACCCUCCUCCGCUUGCGCCUCUUGUCCGUCCCAGACUUCCGCCUGAGCGACGUCAUGCGGGAGUCUUUGUCCCAGGAUCUUUUGGCCGCUGUGGCGCCCCUGCUCUCCGAGUCACACCUCCACGCUUUGGACCGACGCCUCGCAGCGGUCUUGCGGGUGGUGAGGAUCUGUCAAGAGCGUCAUGAGGAAGUCAUUUUCAAUGACUUGGGAGGAUACGAGGAAGAGUAG
Messenger RNA from Entelurus aequoreus (snake pipefish), 1605 nucleotides. RefSeq names its product extracellular serine/threonine protein kinase FAM20C-like. The coding region runs from base 1 to 1605 and encodes 534 amino acids. The record is from RefSeq and is a predicted model, not a curated record. Gene Ontology annotation, cellular component: Golgi apparatus. The transcript is spliced from 10 exons. Gene Ontology annotation, biological process: protein phosphorylation. NCBI's taxonomy places the organism in Eukaryota, Metazoa, Chordata, Actinopteri, Syngnathiformes, Syngnathidae. Gene Ontology annotation, molecular function: phosphotransferase activity, alcohol group as acceptor.